Molecule: messenger RNA, 4318 nt
Organism: Herpailurus yagouaroundi (jaguarundi)
Lineage: Eukaryota; Metazoa; Chordata; Mammalia; Carnivora; Felidae
Gene: CDH12
Product: cadherin 12
Exons: 14
Coding region: 844-3393 (849 amino acids)
Biological process (GO): adherens junction organization; cell migration; calcium-dependent cell-cell adhesion
Cellular component (GO): plasma membrane; catenin complex; adherens junction
Molecular function (GO): beta-catenin binding; calcium ion binding; cadherin binding
Source: RefSeq, a predicted model, not a curated record
GGCACGCUGUGUUUUGUUUUGAGGGCGGGGAGAUGACUGGGAGGGAAUCCUGGGCCCCCAUUGGCUGGCCGCUCGCCGCUGCAGUUGAGCUCCAGCCGCUCCGCGAGCAUUAUUGAUCCGAAGGGUAAACGUGGAGGGAGCCACAGAGAGGGGUCCAGGCGUUUCUGAGAAGAGAGGCAGACCGCUUCCAGGAAGAAAGUGGUGUCUGCUGGCUGCCCGGCUUGGAGGAUCUUCUGUGAAUGAGAGAGGACGAAAUGCAAGGCAGUUUGUUGCUACAGUGAUUUUAGAAGAAAAAAAGAGACAGAGAGAGAGAGGAAGGAGAGGGAGAGGAGAAAAGGGUCUCACCUUCGGUGCAAGGCUGGUUUAUUGCAUCCUGCUGCUGCUGCUUCUGAUUCUGUUCCUGCAGCUGCCUUUUCUGCCAUCAGCUUUGUUUGGCUCUUUUUGGGAAUACAGUCCAUUUGGAACUCAAUAGCAUGUUGGAGUUUUAAAGGAUGCCAGCCUUUUCAAUGACAGUGAGGGGCUCUACAUAAACAGGAAAAAGACGCCCCGCAGGCAGCUACUUGGAGGGUGUUGAUCGAAAACUUCCAUCUCCCCACCCCAUUCACGGUUGAUUUGACUGAUUUCUCACCUCCUUCACAGAGAAUAUUUCAAUUAAGGUCCCUUUAGAUGGAAUGUGAUACGGCAGAAACCUUUUCAUCCAAAGGAUUGAGGCCUGCAUUACCAUUUCUGCAAUAAGACAGAAAAGUUAAGUGGUGGAGGCCACAGACACCUCAAACCUGGAUUCCACAAUUCCACGUUAAGUGCUGGAAUUUUUAUUACUCUGCUGCAGGAAAGCCUUUGCCAAUGCUCACAAGGAACUGCUUAUCCCUCCUUCUCUGGGUCCUGUUUGAUGGAGGUCUCCUAACACCACUUCAGCCACAGCCACAACAGACUUUAGCCACGGAACCAACAGAAAAUGUUCUCCAUCUGCCAGGGAGGCGAUCACAUUUCCAGCGAGUUAAACGUGGCUGGGUAUGGAAUCAAUUUUUUGUGCUGGAGGAAUACAUGGGCUCCGAGCCUCAGUAUGUGGGAAAGCUCCAUUCUGACUUAGAUAAAGGAGAGGGCACUGUUAAAUACACCCUCUCAGGAGACGGCGCGGGCACUGUUUUUACCAUUGAUGAAACUACAGGGGACAUUCAUGCAAUAAGGAGCCUGGAUAGAGAAGAGAAACCUUUCUACACACUUCGUGCUCAGGCUGUGGACAUAGAAACCAGGAAGCCCCUGGAGCCUGAAUCGGAAUUCAUCAUCAAAGUACAGGACAUUAAUGAUAAUGAGCCAAAGUUCUUGGAUGGACCUUACGUUGCUAGUGUCCCAGAAAUGUCUCCUGUGGGUGCAUAUGUGCUCCAGGUCAAGGCCACCGACGCGGAUGACCCGACCUAUGGAAACAGUGCCAGAGUCGUUUAUAGCAUUCUUCAGGGACAACCUUAUUUCUCUAUUGAUCCCAAGACAGGUGUUAUUAGAACAGCUUUGCCAAACAUGGACAGGGAAGUCAAAGAACAAUACCAAGUCCUCAUCCAAGCCAAGGAUAUGGGUGGACAACUAGGAGGGUUAGCCGGAACGACGAUAGUCAACAUCACCCUCACUGAUGUCAAUGACAAUCCACCUCGAUUCCCCAAAAGUAUUUUCCAUCUGAAAGUUCCCGAGUCUUCUCCUAUCGGCUCAGCCAUUGGACGAAUAAGAGCUGUGGAUCCUGAUUUUGGACAAAAUGCAGAAAUUGAAUACAAUAUUGUUCCAGGAGAUGGGGGAAAUUUGUUUGACAUCGUCACAGAUGAGGAUACACAAGAAGGAGUCAUCAAAUUGAAAAAGCCAUUAGAUUUUGAAACAAAGAAGGCAUAUACUUUUAAAGUAGAAGCCUCCAACCUUCACAUUGACCACAGAUUUCACUCCGCGGGCCCUUUUAAAGACACAGCCACAGUGAAGAUCAGUGUGCUGGAUAUUGAGGAGCCACCGGUGUUUAGCAAGCCGCUCUAUACCAUGGAGGUUUAUGAAGACACUCCAGUUGGGACCAUCAUCGGUGCUGUCACUGCACAAGACCUAGAUGUGGGCAGUAGUGCUGUUCGGUACUUCAUAGAUUGGAAGAGUGAUGGGGACAGCUACUUUACAAUAGAUGGAACUGAAGGAACCAUCGCCACUAAUGAAUUACUAGACAGAGAAAGCACCGCGCAGUAUAAUUUCUCCAUAAUUGCGAGUAAAGUUAGUAAGUAUGGCAUGGACAGAAUCAAUGUUAUACUGCAGUUCUUUGGAUUGAACACUCUUAAACGAGUCCCUGCUGAGGUGUUUUUCAUUUUUGGACUGACAGCUGAGUGGUCUCCUGGGGAAACUCAGAAACCUGUUCCUUUUCCUCGUAGCGUAAGUCCGGAGAAAUUCUUUCGGUUUGCCCACUUGACCCUGAGGAAAUUCACCCAUCCUUGUUACGCUGAACAGGUGUUUUACAAGCUGCUCUUGUACCGUAUGCUUUCUCUGUCCUGCCGUCUCCUUACAAAAAUAAUUCAGAUAGUCAGCGCUGCAGACCGAGAUCUUUCACCUGCUGGGCAGCAAUUUUCCUUUAGAUUAUCACCUGAAGCUGCCGUCAAACCAAAUUUUACAGUCCGUGACUUCAGAAACAACACAGCUGGAAUUGAAACCCGAAGAAAUGGAUACAGCCGCAGGCAGCAAGAGUUGUAUUUCCUCCCUGUUGUAAUAGAAGACAGCAGUUACCCUGUGCAGAGCAGCACAAACACCAUGACUAUUCGAGUUUGUAGAUGUGACUCUGAUGGUACCAUCCUGUCUUGUAAUGUGGAAGCAAUUUUUCUACCUGUAGGACUCAGCACUGGGGCUUUGAUUGCCAUCCUACUGUGCAUUGUUAUACUCUUAGCCAUCGUUGUACUGUAUGUAGCUCUGCGAAGGCAGAAGAAGAAAGACACUCUAAUGACCUCGAAAGAAGACAUCAGAGACAACGUUAUCCAUUAUGAUGACGAAGGAGGUGGGGAGGAGGACACCCAGGCGUUUGAUAUUGGUGCUCUGAGAAAUCCGAAAGUGAUUGAAGAAAACAAAAUUCGCAGGGAUAUAAAACCAGACUCUCUCUGUUUACCUCGUCAGAGACCACCGGUGGAAGACAACACAGACAUAAGGGAUUUCAUUAAUCAAAGGCUGCAGGAAAAUGACGUGGACCCGACUGCUCCACCGUACGAUUCAUUGGCUACAUAUGCAUAUGAAGGAAAUGGAUCAGUAGCAGACUCCCUUAGCUCUAUAGACUCUCUCACCACGGAAGCUGACCAGGACUACGACUAUCUGGCAGACUGGGGACCCCGCUUUAAAGUCUUGGCAGACAUGUUUGGUGAAGAAGAGAGUUAUAACCCUGAUAAAGUCACUUAGGGCAGAGGCGAAGGAUAAAACACAACCAAAUGGAGAAAUUUAAGAAAAGGAAACACAAAUAGAAAUCACACACACAUACACACACACACACACAGACACACACAUGCAUGCACACAUGUGCGCACACACUUACACACACACACACACACACACACACACACACACACACACCAGGCUUUAUAGGAACACAGUCCUUUGAUUACCUGGUUUCUAGCAAGUUGCUAUAUUUAUCAUAUUGUCAGUUUUGUUUUACUCUGCAAACACAAGAUAAAUCCUAUUAACUGUACUCGCUUGGUUUUGUUUUGUUAUUUUGGAAACACACUGAGACAAGCUCAGGCCUAUUGAAUACAAUUUACUGACAUGACAACAUAGAACGAAGAUAGCUAUGUGGCAUCACGGUGGAAGAGUGUUAGAUUUUUCUUAAUUCCACUAAAGUGCCUAUUGAAACUCUUAUCAUUUAAAGUGGUGUCCAAUGCACUCUGCUGUGAUGGCAUUACAGGAUUCAGAGAUACAGAGGACAGAAAACAAAGACACUGUCUUUAUGUCAAGGAGCAAUAGCAACACGCUGACUUCUAAUUCCUUUUGAGGAAAAAUGAAGAAUACUUUCUGAACUCCAUCUUCUUAUAAUUCAGAGGUUUUUUUUUUUCUUUUUUAAACUGUAUGCCAAAACACAUUUGUUUUUCCUACCCUUUCAGAAUAUUGAAAUAAAUGCGAUAAUAUCAAAUUCAAUAUGUAAGUCCUGAAUCUUAAAAGCAAUGUUUGAUCUUCACAUUAGUUCGUAUUAAAGGUGAUCAGCAAAAUGUUACUUUUUUUCCAAAAAAAAAAAAGACAUUUUUAAAAAGGAAUUUAAAGAAAAAUCCCUCUUUAUGAAGAGAGGCCUCAGGGCUGAAACCCCACAUCAAAAUAAAUAUUGGUUUUGUGUUAA